AAAAACUCUAAAUCUAUAGUCCUUUGCCCUCACAAUGAUUACAUAAUUUAUAUUAUCCUCCAUUGUAAAUAUUGUUUAUUUAAAAAAAUAGUAGUAUUUUUAUUUCGUAGGGCAGCUACAUCUACAUUCUGUUAAACUGCAGUGUUUCGGUUUGAACUCACAGGGCCGCUGUUGACCAUAGUGUUUAUUAAACAGCACACUUAUAAUAGGGCCUCCUCUCUCACGUCCGUAUUAUGACGGAAAAACACGACGGGAAAGGAUCGCACUAGAUAUUUAUAAAAUCAGCGAAAGAAAGGUCGGCGUGAGGAGUUCAGCACUGUUGUGUGGAUUAUGCCUGGUUUGAAAUUUUUUUUCUGACUGGAAUUGAGAUCAAAAUACUUGCCCUUAACCAUCGGGUUUUUAUUGGGAAAUAUACUCGGAUAGAACAAUGACGAGGCAAGUAACGCUGUUCAUCUUUGUCCUCCCCCUCGGCUUUGUGCUCGGGCAGGUCUCAUACUCUAUUCCGGAGGAAAUGGCCAAAGGAUCUUUAAUAGGGAACAUAGCUCAUGAUUUAGGGCUACAAAUCAAACGUCUAACAUCUGGAAAAGCGCGAAUAUUCACCCGAGAUAGUGAUGAAUAUGUCGAGCUGAAAAGAGAAAGAGGAGUCCUCCUUGUUAAAGAGAGAAUUGACAGAGAGGCGCUCUGCAAGAAGACGACGCCUUGUGCUUUACAUUUUCAGAUUAUUUUAGAAAAUCCGAUUGAAUUUUAUAGUGUGGUAAUCCAGAUCACAGAUAUUAAUGAUAAUGCGCCAUCUUUUGAGAAAAGUGAAAAGAAAUUCAAAAUUAGUGAAUCAGCAGUGAUUGGAGCAAAAUUUGUCCUGGAAAGAGCUUUUGAUCUUGAUGUUGGCAUUAAUGAUCUAAAAAGCUAUACUUUAAAACCGACAGAUAAUUUUGCCCUGAAGUUGCAAAAUAAUCCUGAUGGCAAUAAAAACGUAGAGAUGGUGUUACAGAAGCCUUUAGACAGGGAGAAACAGGAGCAGAUAAACCUGGUGUUAACAGCUGUAGAUGGAGGAGAGCCGCAAAUGUCAGGAACGAUGUUGAUAGUUAUUACAGUUUUAGAUAUUAAUGAUAAUGCUCCAGUUUUUACACAACAGAUAUAUAAAGCCACUGUUACUGAAAAUUCUCCUAAGGGAACAGUUGUUGCUCUAGUUUCAGCAUCAGAUGCCGAUGAAGGUCCUAACAGUAAAAUAACAUAUUCAAUUACAAACACUUUUGAUGAUGUCAGAAAUAUAUUUGAAGUUAACGAGGACAAUGGUGAAGUGAUUUUAAUAGGAAAUACAGAUUUUGAAGAGUCAAGAAAUUAUCAGAUACAUUUACUUGCAAGUGAUGAAGGAGGACUUACAGACUCUUGCAAACUAAUUGUCGAUGUUCAAGAUACAAAUGAUAAUAACCCAGAAAUAAAAAUUAUGUCAAAGUCCACUCUAAUUGCUGAGGAUGUGAAUCUAAAUACAGUAAUUACAGUUGUAAGCAUCGAGGACAAAGACUCAGGGCAAAAUGGAAAUGUAAAAUGCUUGAUUAAUGAGAAUAUACCUUUCAUUUUAAAAUCAUCUGAAAAUAAUUUCUAUAGUUUAGUAACAGACAGUGAAUUAGACAGAGAGAUGGCCUCUGAGUAUAACAUCACAGUGACCUGCUCUGAUGAAGGAGUCCCCUCCCUCUCCAGCAGCGUCACUCUCACCUUGCAGAUCUCUGAUGUGAAUGACAACGCUCCUGUCUUUGAGAGGAGCUCCUAUGAGGCCUACAUUGUAGAAAACAACACACCAGGUCUCUCUAUAUUCACAGUGAAAGCCACAGAUGCUGACUGGAACCAGAAUGCCCGUGUUUCUUACAUACUGGAGGACUCCUCUGUUAACGGAGUACCAGUCUCCUCAUAUGUGUCCGUCAGUGCUGAUAGUGGAGUCAUCCAUGCAGUGCGCUCUUUUGACUACGAGCAGAUCAAAGAUUUCCAGUUCCGCAUCAAAGCGCAGGAUGGAGGCUCUCCUCCACUCAGCAGCAAUGUGACUGUGAAAAUGCUGAUCCAGGACCAGAACGAUAACCCUCCUCAGGUUCUGUACCCGGUCCAGACUGGUGGCUCUGUGGUGGCUGAAAUGGUGCCUCGUUCAGCAGAUGUGGGCUACCUGGUGACUAAAGUGGUGGCUGUAGAUGUGGACUCUGGACAGAACGCCUGGCUCUCCUAUAAACUGCAGAAAGCCCAGGACAGGGCGCUGUUUGAAGUGGGCUCACAGAAUGGAGAAAUAAGAACAAUCCGUCAGGUGACUGAUAAAGAUGCUGUGAAACAGAGACUGACUGUGAUAGUGGAGGACAACGGGCAGCCCUCU
This is a messenger RNA of Fundulus heteroclitus (mummichog), 2353 nucleotides long. Its product is annotated as protocadherin gamma-A11-like. Gene Ontology annotation, biological process: homophilic cell-cell adhesion. Gene Ontology annotation, cellular component: plasma membrane. Gene Ontology annotation, molecular function: calcium ion binding. Lineage: Eukaryota; Metazoa; Chordata; Actinopteri; Cyprinodontiformes; Fundulidae. The record is from RefSeq and is a predicted model, not a curated record.